Messenger RNA from Guillardia theta CCMP2712, 1337 nucleotides. RefSeq lists its product as hypothetical. The record is from RefSeq and is a predicted model, not a curated record. Gene Ontology annotation, cellular component: membrane. Bases 12 to 809 code for a protein of 265 amino acids. The transcript is spliced from 3 exons. Lineage: Eukaryota; Cryptophyceae; Pyrenomonadales; Geminigeraceae.
CAUCGUCGCCCAUGGCUCAGUUCGCUUCCCCCGUCAUGCGCCGUCUCCUUCAGGAGGCUGAAGAGGCAGCUGCAACGGAGCCCACCGUCACCUUCCCUGAUGACUACCCCAACUCCGUCAGGCACUUUCUCCUCAUCGGAUUCUUGGGCAUGUUCAUCGGAGCCAUUGUGUUCUUCUACAUGGGUAUCUCCCGCAAGGUCAACACAGUGAUGCACGUCCUCACCUUCUUCAUCGCUGCUGUUUCUGCUUGCUCCUACUACGCCGAGUGGGCUGGUCUCGGCGUCGAGUACAAGACCACCGACACCACUCCCCGUGUCAUCUUCUGGGCUCGCUACCUUGACUGGGUUGUCACUGGACCCCUCAUCCUCACUGACUUGGCUCUCCUCUCCAAGUCUGACACCCCCACCAUCAUCUCUUUGGUUGGCAACAUGGUCCUCUACGUCAUCUGCGGCCUCAUUGGAGCCCUCACCGUGGCCCCUUACAAGUACAUGUGGUGGGUUGCCGGACUGAUCUUCUUGAUCAUCGUCUUCAUGCUCCUCCUCCAGCGCCUCAACAACGCUGAGGGAUAUGGCGGAGAUGCUCUCAAGGGCUUGACCUGGCUCACCAUCCUUGUGUGGAUUGUCUACCCCAUCGUCUGGAUUGUCGGAUCUGAGGGCACUGGAGCUUUGGGUCUUUCCCAGGAGGUCGGCAUUCUCACCAUUGCUGAUUUGAUCGCCAAGAUCGGCUUCGGCUUCUACCUUUUGGCCAACGUUGAUGCUCCUGAGUCUGAGUCUGUUCCCCUCAACCAGUCCUCCCAGCAGUACGUUUAAGAGCAACUCUGACACGUCUUCAUCGAAUGAACAGGGAUCUCACAGUUUCAAUAGGGAACUUAGGACUUUAGAGUUUCAUUAGAUAGCAGAAAGCAAGAAAUUUCGACUUGCUCAUUGUAAUGAAUAUGGAGUUGGAACUGUUCUAGUUCUCACACAUCCACACAUCGGAGUGAAGCCCCAGGUGCAAUCUUGUAAAUGCCUAAUGCUAACAAAAUGCUCUGUUGGUGGAAAAAAGAACAUUGCCAUCUGGAUGCAGUUGUACAAGACUUUCACAGCAAGUGUGCCUCGCUCUAUUCCUUUGAAGAUUCACCUUUGCUCGGAGAAAGGACCUUCGCCGCAUGAUGCCAUACCCACGAAGAUCCAUAGGCUACCGCGGCAACAACGGCGAAUCCUCCCCACCCAUAUGAUAUGAACUUCUGGUAGCUUCGAAAGUUGGCAGGCAACUUGAAGAAGUCUUUGGGGAGCCUGAACAAGUCUCUGAUUCCUCUUCCUUCCUCACUCAUGGUCACCAGUGAGCACACAUUCUAC